AAUCUUCUGUCCCCAUUUCCCUAUCCCCUUCCCUGUCUCCCUAUAAAAUUUUGACACGUGGCAAUGUUGUCUCCUCACCCUAACCAGCCUACUAACCCCGGUAAACUAACCCAACAUCUCUAACUCUACUCCAAAACACUAAACCCAACAACCCAACAGCUACUCUUCUCUUUCUUCUAAGGCAGCAAAGCUUUUUUCUGGAACUUCUCUUCAAAAAUGGACCACAAAUCUCCUGUGCCAUCAACACCGGAUGUGGAAGCUACGGAUAGUUGUGAUUGUCAAAUAUCUAGCAAAUUGGAAUUUGGGAGUGGUAUAGAGUUGAAUUGUUCUGUAGAAGUUGAAAAUAAUGAAGUUGGAGGUAGUGAAGAAAAGUCAGAAGAAGCCACAAAACCUAUUGAAACGACUGAUUCAAUUCAUUCUAGAAUGCGUCAAGAAUUGAUUCCUGCAGUUGGUAUGGAGUUUGAAACAGAACAUGAUGCAGAUGCUUUUUACAAUCAAUAUGCAUAUAGAUUUGGUUUCAGUACCAGAUUAAGUAAGGCACAUAAAUCCUCCAGUGGCCUAUUGAGGGAUAGGCUCUUUGUUUGCUCAGCCGAAGGUAAACGUGGAAGAGACAAGCGAAAUCCCUAUGUCAAAUCUCAUCGUGCUGAGACAAGAUUUGGGUGUAGAGCUAAGAUGAAAAUUAGGUAUGAUCUGUUAUCCAGAAAGUAUAGUGUUGUGGAAUUUGUUGCUGAUCAUACCCAUGUGACUACAACUCCUAGUAAGACCCAUCUUUUUAGGUCUCAUAGGAAAAUCUCUCUUGCACAAAUUGUUCAAGCUGAUAUGGCUUACGAUUCAGGAAUCAAUCCAAAAGAAACUCUUGAACUAUUAAGUAGACAAGCUGGUGGACGUGAGCAUUUGGGAUUUAUUCCAGAAGAUUAUAAGAAUUAUUUACGUUCAAAGCGAACAAGAGAAAUGAAGUCAGGGGAUACCGGUGGUGUUUUGGAAUAUCUACAAAGAAUGCAGUUGAAUGAUCCUAAUUUUGUUUAUGCAAUACAAGUGGAUGAGGAUGAUUUGAUAACCAAUAUUUUCUGGGCUGAUGCAAAGAUGAUGGUAGACUAUGAUUACUUUGGUGAUGUGGUAAGGUUUGAUACCACUUACAGGAAAAAUAAAGAAGGCAGACCUUUUGCGAUGUUUGUUGGUGUCAAUAAUCAUAAGCAAACACUUAUAUUUGGUGCUGCAUUGUUAUAUGAUGAGACUGCUGAAACUUUCAUGUGGUUAUUUGAUACCUUUGCAAAUACAAUGUCUGGAAAGAAACCAAAGAGCAUUUUGACUGACCAAGAUCUUGCAAUGGCUAAAGCAUUAGCUUCACAAUGGCCAGAAACACAUCAUCGACUAUGCAUUUGGCACAUAUAUCAAAAUGCAGCUAAGCAUCUUAGUAGUGUGUUUGAGCAGUUUAAGAAUUUUGCUGAAGACUUUAGCAGUAUCAUAUAUGAUUAUGAAGAUGUUGAAGACUUUUUAAUUGCUUGGAAGAAGAUGCUUGAAAAAUACAAUCUCCAAGAAAAUAAAUGGUUAGGCCGGUUAUUUGAUUUGAAGGAGAAAUGGGCCUUAGUUUAUGGGCGAGAAACAUUCUGCGCAGAUAUUACCACCACCCAACGCAGUGAAAGCAUGAAUAAUUCUAUCAAGAAGUAUGUGAGUUACAAGUAUGAUUUGCUGCGAUUUUUUCGUCAUUUUCAGAGAUUACUUGAUGACCGUCGUUAUAAUGAGUCAGUAGCAAAUUUUAAAUCAAGUCAGACCACUCCUGCAUUGUCAUUCCCAGUGAAAAUAUUAAGGAAUGCAGCAAAAGUGUACACACCAGCAGUGUUUAAAUGGUUCCAAGUUGAGUUAUGUAAAGCUCAUGAUUGUACCUUGAAGUUAUUUGGUGAGAUUGGAACGAUGCGCAUAUAUGAAGUUACUGCUCAUGGAAAGCGUUUCCACCAUACAGUAACAUUUGACUCGGUUGAUAAUAAUAUCUCAUGCACUUGUAAGAAGUUUGAGUUUGCUGGAAUUUUGUGUUCACAUGCUUUAAAGAUUUUAUCGACAAAUAAUAUCAAGACCAUUCCUAGUCAAUACAUCUCAAAGAGAUGGACAAAGGAUAUUAGAGAUCAAAGAGCCAAGGUGUCUUGUCCAAAUGCAAAUGAUGAUGACCAGAAAGCAAAAAUAGCAAGACGUUACAGAGAAUUGGCUCGAUUACAUACUGAACUUGCAACAAGUGCUGCUGAAUCUGAUGAAGCUUAUGAAAUUGCUAUAGUGGCCCUUCACAAGACUUUAGCGGAUGUUAAGGCAUCUUUAAAAAAAAAGACCAAUCAAGAAGCACCUGAGGUUGUUUCUGGUGAUUUUGAUGAUCAUAGGGUUAGAGGAAUCAAGGUUAAAGAAAAAAUUGUUCGUAAGGAGGAAUCUAUUAGACCAAAGAAUGCUUUGGAAAAGCUCUUAGGAAACAAAAGGUGUAAGAGAGAGGUAGAUAUUUCAUCAAGACACCAAAGAGAACCAGAAUUAGAUCAUUCCAAUGUGAACUCCACAUUUAAUCCUUCACUUGUUAAUUCCACAAGUGCUCCUGCUUUAGAAAAUCAAUUGAAUGAAAAGGUUCUUCAUAUCAAUAAUUCAACUCACAAGCCAAAUGUUUUGCCUCCACAAAUGCAGUUCACACCACCAUUUCAAUAUGUCCAGGUUUCUUCAAGUGUCUAUUUUUACUAUUACUUUUCUGGCAUGCUUGUUUAAUGCUUAUUACCUUUAUUA
Rosa chinensis is the source of this 2751-nucleotide messenger RNA. Its product is annotated as protein FAR1-RELATED SEQUENCE 5. The coding region runs from base 217 to 2733 and encodes 838 amino acids. Gene Ontology annotation, molecular function: zinc ion binding. Lineage: Eukaryota; Viridiplantae; Streptophyta; Magnoliopsida; Rosales; Rosaceae. The record is from RefSeq and is a predicted model, not a curated record. Gene Ontology annotation, biological process: regulation of DNA-templated transcription. The transcript has 4 exons.